Rangifer tarandus platyrhynchus (Svalbard reindeer) is the source of this 495-nucleotide messenger RNA. NCBI's taxonomy places the organism in Eukaryota, Metazoa, Chordata, Mammalia, Artiodactyla, Cervidae. The record is from the annotation of a GenBank genome assembly.
AUGAAGUCCGGAAGCGCUGAGUCUGGGCGCCGACAGCUCCUGCCUCUCUCGGCCUCAUUCUCCCCGUCGGUGCGCAGAGAGGACAGGCCGGGGGGAUCUCCAAGCGCCCUCCGCGCUCCGAUCGUGUGGUUCCCGCCGCGCCGCCACAGCUGCUCCUACCUGGGGAGGUGCGCCGGGGCCCAGGGGGCGGGUAGUCGGGGGGUGGGGGGCGGGCGGGGAACCGGCACCGCCCAGAGCUUCCCGGCGCCUUUAAGGAGGAGAAACCCGCGGAGGGAGGAGCCGGUCCGGGUGUGUGCAGGGGAGCGCCUCGCCAGAAGUAUUGACUGCUGGAGGCCAACCCUACGGAGAGGAAGAGUGGCCGGCCACCGCGCCUGGCCCGCGCCGCGACCUCGCCACCGUCGCCUCGCCUCCUUGCUCUCCGCGCUUUCAGCGGCCGCGGCCUCAGGGACGCGGCGUGGGCCGCCCCCAACACGGCCCCCCACACCCCUGCAUUAA